Photinus pyralis (common eastern firefly) is the source of this 2016-nucleotide messenger RNA. Its product is annotated as phosphatidylinositide phosphatase SAC1-like. Gene Ontology annotation, biological process: phosphatidylinositol dephosphorylation. Gene Ontology annotation, molecular function: phosphatidylinositol-4-phosphate phosphatase activity. The transcript has 4 exons. Bases 1 to 1470 code for a protein of 489 amino acids. Gene Ontology annotation, cellular component: endoplasmic reticulum. The record is from RefSeq and is a predicted model, not a curated record. NCBI's taxonomy places the organism in Eukaryota, Metazoa, Arthropoda, Insecta, Coleoptera, Lampyridae.
AUGAUGAAGAUAGUAGGAAGACCGAAAAAGGGGAAGGAUAGGGUCCAGGCCGAAUUAUUACAGUACGCAUUAGAAUGGCUAAUAAAGGACCUACAUGAAUCAAUUGAUAUUCACGACCAGGAGGAUUCUAGACGAACACUGGAGGACAAGAACCAAAUAUGGCUUCUAGCAAUAGACCUGGCGAAGGCCUUCGACCAAGUGAAGCAUGAAGCAUUAACAAACAAUGAGGAGGGCGGAACGGAAGGCACAAAGGAUACUGAUGGAAAACAGCAACCUCACAAGAAAGCAGAUAAGGGAAUUACUAGAAGGAAAGACAAUCACCAGGAGACUGAAGAUGAGGCAGCUAAGAUAUUGGAGGAACAAAGGCCAUAUCUAGGAACCCAUAUUCUUCAGGUGGCUCGGAAUGGAAAGUUGGCCGUACCAAAACUGUUAAGAAAUUUCGCCAUUUUUGAUAAUGAUGUGGUUUUAAGAUGUUUUGAACAUGUACUGUACCAUUGUUAUUUACACUAUCGACCUUUCAUAGUUAUUUCUUGGAACAGGUACAAACCGCCGCCACAUCUGGUGGAUGUCGCAGCCGAUGAGCAACAAAGUGCGUGCGCUCGCCAUUUGGACAGCCUGAGUGUGUAUUAUGGGCGACAGGUGCUUUUAGAUUUGGUCGAUCAGCGUGGUUCUGAAGGUAAGCUGCAAAAGGCUUAUGCGGACACUGUGCAGGCGCUCGGAUUUCCUUUCGUAAGAUACGAACCUUUCGAUUUCCAUUCGGAGUGCCGACACAUGCGAUGGGAUCGUUUGUCGAUACUAUUGGAUCGCAUAUCUUUGGAGCAGGACGACAUGGGAUUCUUUUUGUUACUGAGAGAUGGAUCAAUACCUCUUCUACAGGAUGGCGUCUUUCGUACUAAUUGUGUGGACUGUUUAGAUCGGACUAAUGUCGUACAGAGCAUGAUUGCCAGACGAUGUUUAGGUAACAUAUUGCAUAAGUUAUCUAUAAUAAAAAGUGAGGAGAGUAUAGAGGAAUUUCCGUCCUUAGAACGAGUGUUUAAGGAAGUUUGGGCAGAUAAUGCCGAUUUAAUUAGUCUUCAGUAUUCUGGCACAGGUGCUCUUAAAACUGAUUUCACACGAACCGGCAAACGGACGCACGUUGGCCUUAUGAGAGAUGGCCUUAACUCGUUGACGAGGUAUUAUAAGAAUAAUUUCAGUGAUGGUUUCCGCCAAGAUGCUAUUGACUUAUUUCAUGGCAUUGCCGAAAUUAAGUCACCAUUGCGAAUCGAGCGUGGUUGGAAGUAUAUUACUUUCCCGUCCGUAUUAUUAGUAGCAAUUGCUAUGUUUGUGGCAUGUGCGAUUUUACCUUCGGAGUACUCGACAGAUUCUCUUUUGUUUAUUCUGUUCUGGGGUGUAAUGGUUACAGCAACGUUAACGACCAUUUUGAAUCAUGGUCCUGAGUUUGUUGAUCAACCAAGGCUCACUGUUCUCUAAUCGCUGUGAUGGACGUCUCUUGAGGAUUUUGUAGAAAAUAAUUUAUAAGCAGUAUUUUGAAGAAAUCCUUCCUCUCAUAUUGCAAAGGAUCACUUAGAAGACCUAGUACCUAAGUGAUAAGCUCAUAAAUUUUUACUUUUUGCCGAUAAUUAAAUCGAGAAAAUUUUGCACUAAAUGUUGUGUUAUACUGUACUUUAUAUUAUAUUUUGUUGUUUGUAACAUGUAAGUAUAAUAGACUAAUGCCUGGUUUCACAAACGAUGAUUAAGGUUAAUCACUGAUUAAAAAUAUUUGAAUGUUAGCCAGCUUUGAUUAUACGCUCAGAUGUUUCCCAUUCUAAUAUUUUUAAUCAGUGAUUAACCUUAAUCAUCGUUUGUGAAACCGGGCAAUAGUAUAAGUGUAAUUAUAUGUAACUACCACUGUAACAUGGCGGCUCUAUUUUUGUUGCUGUUGUACCUGUACAUAGUGGGCCAAAGUAGACGCUUUAUUUAGAGAAUGUCACUGGCACCAAUAACACCUGUCUCAAACUGUCUGGCCAUUAGGGGUGA